AAAAACUCCACCGCUCAGUUCAUGCAUUCUGAGUCUGCGCUCCGGGGAAAAUGAGUGAGUCUUUGGUAGUUUGUGAAGUAGAUGGCGAUUUAGUCAAAAAGCUGAGGGAGUUCCGCUUUCGAAAGGAAACCAACAAUGCCGCCAUUAUCAUGAAGAUCGACAAGGACAGGCAGCUUGUAAUCCUUGACGAGGAACAUGAGGACAUCUCUCCUGAUGAUCUGAAGAAUGAGCUACCUGAAAGACAACCAAGAUUUGUAGUGUACAGCUACAAAUACCAGCACGAUGAUGGACGAGUAUCCUACCCUCUCUGCUUUAUCUUCUCAAGCCCAGUUGGAUGUAAACCUGAGCAACAGAUGAUGUAUGCAGGAAGUAAGAACAAACUGGUCCAGACAGUGGAGCUGACUAAGGUGUUCGAGAUCAGAAAUACAGAGGACCUUACAGAGGAGUGGCUGAGAGAGAAACUGGGUUUUUUCCGUUAAAAAACAUCUUCAGCGACUGGAUCAGGACAGAACGAAAGACGACUAAGGCGGCUCCCAUCCUCUCCGAGAGGAGAUAUACCAUUGUCCGUCUAACACUCUACUCAACAUGUGUGUGUAUGUGCGUGUUUCUUUGAAUGCCUCAAACACCAAACUAACAUGUACCAGCUUGUCAGAGAUCAAAGAAGCAUGCUGUCCAGACAAUGAAAAAAUACAUAUUUUGGCUAUGUACAAAGAUUUGAGCAUACAUAUUGUAAACUGCCCUGAGAAGUUGAUUUUUUUUUUCAUUAUUCAGUUUGUUUAUGUGACCAGACACUGCCAGGCACUGCCAUGCAUGACAAUGCUAAUCAUGCAUUACCACUUCAUACUUAACUGACGAGGCCAGCACAACGGCCCUUGGCAAGUUCAACGGUUAUUAAUACUGUUCAUUAAUACUUUAGUAGUUGAUUUGAUAGGGCAUUGAAUUUGGCAAGUCUCGCAGUAUGCUGUUAAGAUGUUGACCUGCACUCUUGAGAGAAAGAAAAGAUUUAGAUAAAAAAAAAAUCAUUUUAUACUGAGUUUUCUGUUAUGGCUGAGUCCAUGUUGGUAUGGGGAAAAAUGUCUUCACCUAUAUCCCACCUUCUUAAGAAUCCUGAAUAUAUUGCUUUUUUUUUUUUUUUUUCCUUUUUUUAAGAUCAUUUUCUAGUCCUGUAUUUGAUAGUUUUACAGCUGAACUGUGACCAAACAUUUGCCCGUUUUGUACCGUGCCACAGACGUUUGUCUGCCCUUACAAUUUAAUUACAGGGUCUUUGGUUAUUAAAGGGGAGCCUUUACGCUGAAAAGAGUAGUUAAUUGGGAGUGUGUAUUAGAUUUAAGGUGCUUGUGUAUGAGAGAUGUAUGGGAUCCUUUCGUAAUGUUGUCCAUAAAUACACUCAGAGCUGUGAACGUGACAGUCCUACCUGUAAUGGAGACAACUCUCAUUUUUGAACUUUUCAUCUAACCACUGAAUACUGAUGUAGUGUCUUACUGUCAUUGGUGAAGUCAAGUCUUUAUGGCCUCUCUAUCUAAAGAGAUCAGUGUGUGUAACUGAAUUAAGCUGUGUCUCCUUCAAAGCUAUGGUGAGACUGAGUAAUAAAAACAGCCUCACAAUUCAUUUGAUUUACUGUCAGUUUCAUAAACAUGGCUGCAAUGUUGAUAUGUGAUUUAAACAUUGUUUUAAUUUUCCUCAGAUACCUAAAGUAAAACACUGGAUAAACAUUCGAUGUUUACGAGAUCUCAAAAAA
Molecule: messenger RNA, 1738 nt
Organism: Chanos chanos (milkfish)
Lineage: Eukaryota; Metazoa; Chordata; Actinopteri; Gonorynchiformes; Chanidae
Gene: gmfb
Product: glia maturation factor, beta
Exons: 7
Coding region: 51-479 (142 amino acids)
Biological process (GO): actin filament debranching; negative regulation of Arp2/3 complex-mediated actin nucleation
Cellular component (GO): cortical actin cytoskeleton
Molecular function (GO): actin binding; Arp2/3 complex binding
Source: RefSeq, a predicted model, not a curated record